This is a messenger RNA of Herpailurus yagouaroundi (jaguarundi), 682 nucleotides long. RefSeq names its product methenyltetrahydrofolate synthetase (gene MTHFS). Gene Ontology annotation, cellular component: mitochondrion. The record is from RefSeq and is a predicted model, not a curated record. The transcript has 2 exons. Gene Ontology annotation, biological process: tetrahydrofolate interconversion; folic acid-containing compound biosynthetic process. Gene Ontology annotation, molecular function: 5-formyltetrahydrofolate cyclo-ligase activity. Lineage: Eukaryota; Metazoa; Chordata; Mammalia; Carnivora; Felidae. The coding region runs from base 53 to 682 and encodes 209 amino acids.
CUCCGACGACCCGGAAGCGGGGACGAGCACAGGGGCGGGGCUGGUCCGAGAGAUGGCGGCGGCGACGGCCGUGAGCAGCGCCAAGCGGAGCCUGCGGGCCGAGCUGAAGCAGCGUCUGCGGGCGAUGAGCGCCGAGGAGCGGCUGCGUCAGUCCCGCCUCUUGGCCCAGAAGGUGAUAGCUCACAGUCGGUAUCAGAAGUCGAAAAGAAUCUCCAUCUUCCUGAGCAUGCAAGACGAAGUCGAGACAGAAGAGAUCAUCAGGGACAUUUUCCGGCAAGGGAAGACCUGCUUCAUCCCACGGUACCGGUUCCAGGACAACCACAUGGACAUGCUGAGACUGACGUCCCCCGACGAAAUUCCGCUACUUCCCAGGACAUCCUGGAAUAUCCUUCAGCCUGGAGAGGAUGAGGUCCGGGAGGAAGCCUUGUCCACAGGCGAGUGUUAUUGGUAUUGGGACUGGCACGUGAGGGUGCCGUGGGACUGUGGCCCACUGGUCACGUGCAAGUCACUGGGGGUCGAUUUUCUUACCGGGGUGAGCCCUGUGGUGCUUACAUUCCAAGACACCCCUGUUAGCUGGCUUAGGGUGAGGUGCUCCCUAAGCCGUCAGGUGCCAGCCGUGAGAGGAGUAACCUCUCAUGCCCUGGCCUCUCAAUUUCUGUUCUCUUCCAAUGUAACCCCGUAA